UUUUCGCGGCUCACGUGAAUUUUUUUUUUUUUUUUUGAUUCAAUUAUAUUGAAUUUAAAAAUCAUGAUGAUGAUGAAUAUUGAAUAUGUUUCCUGUAAAAUAUCGGCCAUUUGUUGGCUACAUGAUGAUCAAUUCAUUCGACAAUCAAUCGAUUCGAAUGAAUUAUUUUGGCUUUGUGGUACACAUUUAUCGGCAAGUAAAAAUUUUCUAACCAUUUAUUCUAAACAAGAACCAAUCAACGAUCAACAACGAGCCGGUAUUGUACAGUUAAAAAAUUUUCGACAAUUAGUUAAUGCCAAUGUUGUCGGUUUGGCUAAUUAUGAUAAACGUUCAUCAUUUUAUAGCUUAUCAAAUGGCCAGAUAUCAUUAUUACAAUAUGAUCGAGAAUCAGGUUUUCAAACCGUACAUGAUUGGUUCAAUGAUGAUAUCAGUGAUCAUAAAACGACAGCCAUUAUUGUUAAUAAUCAAUCGGAAUUAAUUUCCUGUGGUCUUGAUGGUCGUCUCAUGUUUUUCGAUAUUCAUUCACGAAUAACAUCGAAAAGUCGACCAUUAACAUUGAAUUCACUUCAUUGUAUGGACAAAAUAUCCGAUAAUGAAUUCAUAUGUGGUACAACAUCUGGCCAUCUUAAAAUAUUUGAUCGUCGUAACGAAAAUGUUGAACUUAAUAUGGCCAAUGAAAUGUCAAUCAUAACGGCAGUGAAACGUAACAUUAAUAAUCCACAUAUUGUUGCCUGUGGUAAUGAUCUUGGAUUACUUUAUAUUUGGGAUCUUCGUAACAGUGGCCAUCGUCCAAUGCAACCUAUUUCUGUUCAUGGAGCUGAAAUCAAUUGUCUUAAAUACAUACCAAAUGAACGAAAUACAAUAAUGACAAGCAGUCUGGAUGGCCAACUAAUCAAAUGGAAUAUUUCCAAUGAUUUUGAAAUCGAUACUGUUGAAGCAAUCAUCGAUAAUAAAAAAAAUACUUAUCCAAUCAAUUGUUUUGAUAUAUACAAAAAUCAGAUUGUUUUCGCUGAUGAUAAUGAAGUUUUAUAUUUAACAUCAUUUUAA
Messenger RNA from Dermatophagoides farinae (American house dust mite), 1047 nucleotides. RefSeq lists its product as uncharacterized. Gene Ontology annotation, cellular component: nuclear pore outer ring. The record is from RefSeq and is a predicted model, not a curated record. NCBI's taxonomy places the organism in Eukaryota, Metazoa, Arthropoda, Arachnida, Sarcoptiformes, Pyroglyphidae. Gene Ontology annotation, molecular function: protein binding.